Molecule: messenger RNA, 2505 nt
Organism: Aspergillus nomiae NRRL 13137
Lineage: Eukaryota; Fungi; Ascomycota; Eurotiomycetes; Eurotiales; Aspergillaceae
Product: ABC multidrug transporter SidT
Exons: 2
Coding region: 1-2505 (834 amino acids)
Biological process (GO): transmembrane transport
Cellular component (GO): membrane
Molecular function (GO): ABC-type transporter activity; ATP hydrolysis activity; ATP binding
Source: RefSeq, a predicted model, not a curated record
AUGAAGCUCGGCAAGAAGCUUGCAGGCUACCCCAGCCUUCUGUUGGCCGGCAAUCCUUCAAAAGUUGACAUAGGCAGGCUUUUGUUGGGCAUAGUAUCUUCAGCAGCGGCUGGUGUCCCCUUCCCAAUCAUCGCUAUUUUGUUCGGUCAACUGCUAGACGACUUCAACGCUGUAACAUGUGAGGAAACCGAAUCGACUGGUUCCGAUGCCGAUUACCAAAAUGACAUUAACGGCAAAAUCCUGAUCAUCGUAUAUCUGGCCAUUGCUCAAUUCGUUGCGAUUUAUAUACAUCUUUCCUGCUGGAGCUUGAAUGGUGCUCGGCUGGCGCAGAGACUGCGGGAAACAUAUCUGGAGAACUUGCUGCGACAGGAACCUUCAUUCUUCGAUGAUCUGCCUCCGGGAGAACUCGCAUCUCGACUCAAUGGUGAUAUCCAGGCGAUUCGAUCGGGCACAUCAGAGAAAGUGGGAAUAUGCUUAUCGACCUUGUCCUUUUUCAUCACGGCAUAUGUCGUCGCCUUCAUCAAAGACUACCGGCUGGCAGCAAUGUUGAUUUCAUUAGUUCCUGCCUACUUCAUAAUGUCAUUUGUGGGGAGCCAUUAUAUUGAGAAGUACUCUGGACGUAUGUCAGAUUACGCCGCGACUGCUGCAUCAAUUGCCUCCGAGGCGCUCUCCAACACCGUCGUGGUGCAGGCUUUUGGCGCAAGUUAUCGACUGGAAGACAAGUUUUCCAAGGCUCUGAAGGCUUCAGAACAAGAGGGCUUGAAGAAGGCUGCCGCCGUGGGAAUACAAUCUGGAUUCCUGUAUUUUAUCGCGUAUUCUGCAAAUGGUCUGGCCUUCUGGCAAGGCAGCAAACGUGUUGCGGAUUCAGUAGGCACUGACACAGCUGGUGUCACCGUUGGUGCGACAUUUACAGUUAUUUUCGUCCUCGUUGAAGCUACCUUGCUCUUGAGUCAGGUAGCUCCAUUCCUUCACCUGUUCACGGCAGCUGUUGCCUCGUUCCAAAAGCUGCGCGCAGACAUCGACCGCCAGCCACAAAUUGACGCUACCAGUGAAUCAGGUAUUCACCUCUCACAGGCAGAAGGUGGCUUCGAAUUCAAAAAUGUCUCAUUCACUUAUCCCUCCCGGCCCGAGAUCACGGUGCUUGACCAGAUCAGUCUCUCCAUUCCGGCCAACAAGCAUACUGCCCUUGUCGGUCUAUCUGGAAGCGGCAAGUCCACUAUCGCCGGCUUGGUCACAAGGCUGUAUGAUCCCACGGAUGGGCAGGUCCUCUUUGACGGUCACGACCUUCGUGAGGUCAAUACCCGUGAUUUGAGAAGCUUCCUCAGUUUGGUGCAGCAGGAGCCCUCGCUGCUCGAUCGGUCACUUUUGGAAAACAUCGCACAUGGCUUGAUCAAUUCGAGCAAUCCUAGUCAUGCUCAUCUGAAGACGACUCUUCUAAGUACUGACCUUGCAGAUUUGGCAGCGGAAGUCAGGGAAGGUGUGGAUAUUAUGGCUGCAGCAGAGAAGCGAGGCUCUGAAGCUGUUGAAAUUGUCAAUCUAGUGCGAAAGGCCGCGGCGCUUGCUGAUGCAGAUGGCUUUAUCAGUGUAUUACAGCAUGGUUACGGUACACUUGUCGGUUCUAGUGGGCGACUUAUCAGUGGUGGUCAGAAGCAACGAGUCUCCCUUGCUAGGGCCCUCAUCAAGGAUCCUGCGGUACUUAUAUUGGAUGAAGCCACAGCAUCGCUCGAUUCAAGGAGUGAGCAGCGUAUUCAACGGGCCAUCUCAAACAUUGCCAGUGGCAGAACUAUGAUCACAAUUGCCCAUCGUCUGUCCACAAUCACCAGCGCCGACAAUAUUAUCGUUAUGCACAAGGGACAUAUCGUUGAACAGGGAGAUCACGUGACAUUAAUGGCUAAGAAUGGAGCGUACGCUGACCUGGUGAAUCUGCAAACUCUGGGAUCUGCCCCCGGCAAGAAAGAUAAGACAACUAGCGCAGAUGACAUCAGGAAGUCUGACAAGGCCUCUUUAUCUGACGCUGGUAUCGAGGAAAGCAGUGUCUCCAACGAUGGUAUGGGAGCCACUGAGAAAAAGAAGUCUCAGCAAGUGCAUCUCCAGUCACUGAGCCUGCUGAACCUGCUGCAGAAGAAGAGCCAGAGACUCCCAAGAAAUCUCUGUGGGCGCUACUGCGCGGGUUCCAGCAUUGUCGGCGGCGCCUUCUCUGGCGAAGCCGUGAUUUUCGGAAACACCGUUGGAAGUCUGAAUCCCUGUCACAGUGAGAGCUAUAUUCGGAAUGCCGGAAACUUCUUCGGACUCAUGUUCUUCGUACUUGCCAUUAUUGAAUUUUUCGCGAACCUGGUUAGCUGGACCGGGUUUGGCUGGGUAUCGGAAAAAAUCGUCUUCACAGUCAGAGUCUUGUCGUUCCGCUCACUCUUUGAGCAAGAUCUCCAAUGGCACCAAUCUAACGGUCGAUCACCCGCCUUGCUCCUCUCCUAUAUUACUCGAGACGGCAACGCUUGGCGGGACUGA